ACCCAUUUCGUCAGUUCCCUUCUGCCUUUCCCGCUCUCUGGGCUGUAAGAAUACGCCAGUGUACGCCCGCACGCAACCUUUACGCGCUGUGUAUGAAAGGAACAGCUUCAGCUCCAUAUUCUCCUCGCACACCGGCAUCCGAUUCUACUCGUUCAGGGCUGUAAGACAUGUCAGACGAAUUCAUCGUAAGGGUUCGAGGCUUGCCUUGGUCAUGUACAAAGGAGGAAGUACUUGAGUUUUUUUCAGAAUGCAGUAUCAUUGAGGGUGUAAGUGGGAUCCAUUUCACUACCUCCAAAGAAGGACGUCCCAGUGGUGAGGCUUUUAUUAUAUUGGACACUGAGGAAGAUCUUAAGAAGGCUUUAGAGAAAGACCGAAAAUAUAUGGGACACAGAUACAUAGAAGUAUUCAAGUCAAACAACACAGAAAUGGAAUGGGUUUUAAAACACAACAGUACUGGGGAUGUUGACACAGCCUCAGAUGGCACAGUUCGGCUUCGUGGGCUUCCUUUUGGCUGCAGUAAAGAAGAGAUUGUACAGUUUUUCUCAGGGUUGAGAAUCGUGCCAAAUGGGAUAACAUUGACGGUGGACUACCAGGGGAGAAGCACAGGGGAGGCCUUCGUGCAGUUUGCUUCAAAGGAGAUAGCAGAAAAUGCUCUGGGGAAACACAAGGAAAGAAUAGGGCACAGAUACAUUGAGAUAUUUAAAAGCAGCCGAAGUGAAAUAAGGUCACAUUAUGAUCCUCCUCGGAGAAUGAUGGGACAGCGCCCAGGGCCAUAUGACAGACCAAUGGGAGGCCGUGGAGCUUAUUAUGGAGCUGGCCGUGGAAAUAUUUAUGAUCGAAUGCGUGGUGGUGCAGGGUAUGGUGGUGGCUAUAGUGGUUUUGAAGAAUAUGGUGGCUUUAACAACUAUGGGUUUGGAACAGAUGGAUUUGAUGAUCGGCUACGGGAAAGCAGAGGUAUGGCUCAAGCAUAUGGUGGAGGAGCUGAUGGAACCACAGGGUUUCAUAGUGGACACUUUGUACACAUGAGAGGAUUGCCUUUUCGAGCUACAGAAAGUGAUAUAGCCAAUUUCUUUUCCCCACUGACUCCUAUCAGAGUUCACAUUGAUGUUGGAGCAGAUGGCAGAGCAACUGGAGAAGCAGAUGUGGAAUUUGCAACACACGAAGAUGCAGUAGCAGCUAUGUCUAAAGAUAAAAAUAAUAUGCAGCACCGGUACAUCGAGUUAUUCUUGAAUUCAACUGCUGGUGGUGGAGCUGGAAUGGGAUGUUAUAGCCGAGAUGGCUUAGGUAUGUCUGAUGGUACUGGCUAUGGAGCUGUGAGCAGAAUGGGCAUGACUGGAAACUACAGUGGGUGUUAUGGAAACCCUGAUGGAUUAGGAGGAUAUGGAAGGGGCAAUACUGGAAACAGCGGGGGCUACUAUGGGCAACAUGAUAACAUGGGAGCUGGAUGGCGCGGAAUGUACUAGCAAGGAUUGCCUUGUCUAAAGGAAAUCCUGGAAGAAGCAGAUUUUUAGUUACUGUUUGUGUUUAGUUCUUUGUAUGGACUGAAGGAAUAUGUUCUUAAAUUUUUAGUGAGCAAAGUUCAGUUGAUGUUGCCUGUAGGAAUUUGUUUGACUGAUAAUGUUGACUUUGAAUAAAUUUUUUUUAUGAUCAAAAAAAGUCACACUGCUUAUGCAUAGGCAGAACUUAAUGUAUUUGCAAGUUUUUUACACUACUCGGUGACAUUUUAUUUAAGGGUGAAGAGGCAGUUCAUACAGUUCUAAAUCCUACUCGGAAAAGUGCUUUUAAUGGGGAAUUCUCUCUUCACCGUUUCAUAAAUAGGCCACUAUUUUCACUUAAAUUCUGUAAUGCCUCUAAAGAUAAACCCCUUUCUUGCUCAUGUCUGCAGUAUUUCUAAAGACAGGACGGCGGAUACAAUAUUUAUUUUUACUUUUAUACUUGUGCUUAUUUUGUUUUCUGCAUUUCCCUUUUAGCCAGUUUUUAAUACACAGCUUUUUAACCCUUUUAGUGCCAGAUGCAGUGGAAUCUACGUUGCCGGCAUAAAAGGACCAUAAUGCCAACUUUGGAAAUUCCAGUUUCCACUUCGAUCUAUACCAAGUCACGUGUUUACUGGCAAUACACUGGGCAGCAGGAUCCAAAGGGAUGGGGUUGACACUUAAAGGGUUAAAAAGAGCAUAUUUGGGUAUAUGCUUUAAUUGCUGCUGCUGCCAGAGCUUUGUCCAUUUUAAUUCUACAGUUUGUAAAUGAAUGAACCAAAUUAAAAGUUUGUAAAUCAAUAAAACCCAAAUCCUUAGUUUGGUUGAAAAUGCAGUUAUUUGUACUUGCAAACAGUGUAGUUCUUCUACAAUAAGAGUAGCUGCACCUUUAUUGAGUAAGCCUAGUAUUAAGGAAUACAUAUAGUGUAACAUUGGCCUGUUUGGGAAAUCUGAUGCUUUCUGCUAUUGCAUUUAUUGACCCAUUCUGCUGAUCAUGGCCCCCAAAAAUUCACAACCCAUUGACCAUUUAUGUCCCCUUCUGACUAUUCUGGAAUAUAAGGCAGUAUGCAGGGGUUUGAAAAACAGUAGCAACUUAGGAAUUGUUAAUACUACAAGCUGAGCUGCCUUCAUUGAGGAUUGGUGAAAGGGGGGGAAAAGAAAUUGUCUUACUGAAAUAUUAAGUUAAAUCUUAUUAAAAUAACACAAGACCA
Xenopus tropicalis (tropical clawed frog) is the source of this 2683-nucleotide messenger RNA. RefSeq names its product heterogeneous nuclear ribonucleoprotein H3 (gene hnrnph3). The record is from RefSeq and is a predicted model, not a curated record. Gene Ontology annotation, molecular function: RNA binding; nucleic acid binding. NCBI's taxonomy places the organism in Eukaryota, Metazoa, Chordata, Amphibia, Anura, Pipidae. The transcript has 12 exons. Gene Ontology annotation, cellular component: nucleus. Bases 168 to 1463 code for a protein of 431 amino acids.